Molecule: messenger RNA, 2502 nt
Organism: Drosophila eugracilis
Lineage: Eukaryota; Metazoa; Arthropoda; Insecta; Diptera; Drosophilidae
Product: cell division control protein 6 homolog
Exons: 2
Coding region: 126-2129 (667 amino acids)
Biological process (GO): cell division; DNA replication initiation; mitotic DNA replication checkpoint signaling
Cellular component (GO): nucleus
Molecular function (GO): ATP hydrolysis activity; DNA replication origin binding
Source: RefSeq, a predicted model, not a curated record
GAAUGGCUAAUUGUUUUGCGCGCUUUUUUAACUGUGCCAGCUGGUCGUUUUUUCUUACCCACGCUGUGACUUUAUUAACUUAUAUUAGUAGAAAUUAACUUUUAAUUAUUUAAUUAAUCACGUAAAUGGCAGCCGUACGUCGGUCCACGCGCUUAAGUAGCAUUAGCAAAACGGCCCCAGCCUCUCCAUUGCCGCAGUCGACGCAGACGCCGCGUCGAUCGGAAGUUUGGAAACGCAGGCAGCCGAAAAAAGUGAUCGCUGACAGCGACGAGGAGGAGGUGGGGACCUGUGACCAGACCAGCCCCGUGUCAGAGAACAACGAAAACCGCAACGUGCUUAACAAAAUGGACAAGGUCUCGAGGCGCAGGACCUCGCAGGUGCAGGUCGCUCAACUGGAGCACCAAAAGACGCCACGCAGCACAAAGAAAACAGCCCAAUCAGCUGCUAUUUCACGGGCUAAACGCACACAGGAAAACUACGAGGCCACCGCAAUAUUUUUGGAUGAAGACCAGGAUGUGGACCCGCUUCAUGUAUCCCCGCCUAAGCAGAGAAAAUUGCAGCCUUUGCCGCAACACCUGAUCAGUCCUUCGAGGCUUCUGGACAGGCUCAGCAUCGACGAACGCCAGGAGGAAGAGGAUUAUAACAAGACUGACAAAGAGCUGGAAAAGCACUUAUGUAAGGAGCAAGAGAAGCCACGUCCAAAGCAGCAGGUGAAGCCACAAAAGAAUAAUGAGGUUGAUCCUCUUGCAUUAGAGCAGGAAAAACCUCCAACUAAGCAACAAGAAAAACCUGCAAUCAAGCAACAUGAGAAACCCCAACCUAAGCAGGAGAAACAACUGACCAAAGAUGAGAGCCCCCAAGAUAACCUGCCCUCGCCUUCCCGUAACAAAUACCAAAAUGCCAGACGAGUGCUUAACAGUGCCGAGACUCAAAAUCUCCCAGGUCGAGAGGCGCAGCUGCAAGAACUCCGUGAAUUCUUUAGCAGCCACUUGGAAAGCCAAACUUCCGCCAGCCUCUAUGUCUCCGGGCAGCCAGGAACAGGAAAGACUGCCUGCCUAUCACUACUUCUAAGAGAUCCCGACUUCUCUAAGCGCCUGCAACGCGUCUAUAUCAACUGCACCAGUAUAGCUAGUGUUGGAGCAGUUUACAAAAAGCUAUGUGCCGAACUCCAGCUUAAAGUCAAUGGACGCACAGAAAGAGACCAUCUAGAGGCUAUACAACGCCAUUUAAGAACGGCCAAGCGAAUGCUCUUGCUGGUACUUGAUGAGAUUGAUCAGCUGUGCACUAGCAGGCAGGAGGUGCUAUACACAAUCUUCGAGUGGCCUGCUCUUCCUGGCUCCAGGAUACUACUUGUGGGCAUUGCCAAUAGCUUAGAUCUCACAGACCGAGCCCUAAUGCGUUUGAAUGCCAGAUGCGAGCUUAAACCCAGGCUAAUGCACUUUCCGCCUUACUCCAAGCAGCAGAUUGUAGAGAUUUUCAAAUCGCGCCUGGCCGAAGCGGAGGUGCUGGACGUCUUUCCGCCCGUGACCCUUCAAUUGCUGGCUGCCAAGGUGAGUGCGAUCAGCGGUGAUGUGAGAAGGGCGUUAGACAUUGGAAGACGUGUCGUUGAGAUUGCGGAGCAACAAAAGCGAGAUGGUGAGAAAGAAUUCAAUAUGAAGGCCCUGCAGCUGGAGGGCAAGGACGCCGUGGAGGCCAAAGAAAAACAAGAUACUCUGAAACCUGUGCAGGUUACCCAAGUGGCUGCUGUGCUAAACAAAGUCUACGGAGCCUCGCAAAAUCUGGAGGAGGACAUCGAGGGUUCUUUCCCCCUACAGCAAAAGCUAAUGCUGUGCACCCUGGUAAUGAUGCUGCGCAACGAGCGCAACAAGGAUAUCAGUAUGGGUCGCCUACACGAAGUCUACAGACGAGUGUGCGCCAAACGGAAUAUACUGGCUCUGGACCAAGCCGAAUUCACAGGCACUGUGGACCUGGUGGAAACUCGGGGCAUCCUUCGCAUCAUGCGAAAGAAGGAGCCGCGCCUACACAAGGUCCUGCUGCAAUGGGACGAGGAGGAGGUGCAUGCUGCACUCAGCGACAAGCAGUUGAUUGCCUCGAUCCUCAGCGAUACCUCCUGCCUGAACAAGUGUUGAUUUGGACGAUUACCUAUAGGAAAUUAGUGUGCCAGACAAUCUGCUGGUUAAUUGCGCAUUUCUCUCAUUUUCAUUCACCUUGGGGACGAACAUAUAUGUAUAAGAAUACGUUUUGAAGCUAUAUUUAAAAUACGUGGCUGGCGCAAGCACUGAAAUAUUUUGAAAUAUCAUUUGAGGGUCACUUUCGACAUUUUGCUUUUUGACUAUUAAUUGAAUCGAAUUUUUGAGAUUUUAUGUUUGUCGUAAAUUUAAGUAAAUGUUGCCCCCAUAAACUAUUUCUAAUCCGAUCCGUUGACCAAUAAGCGCUAGACAAUUCGUUUCCUGUUAGCCCUAAGCAUUUAAGAAUAAACUAAAUAGUUCUGCAAUAUACAAA